AUGAAAGGACUUUCAGUUAUCGCCCUUGGCCUCCUCUUGGCGAUCAUCACCGAGACAAAUUGUAUUCCUGGCGGCCUUGGUCCACAGGAAUUCGCAGGACCCGGUGAACAAGCUCUGGUUCAAAAGAAUAGGGAUGCUAUUAUCCGUAAAUUACCCUCAUACAUGAACGGACCAUUCGGACCAUUGAAGGCUCAGGUGUUCAGAAAACAGGUUGUGAAAGGAACAAAUUACUUUAUCAAGGUAAAAAUGCAAGGUGUUCGCGCUCGUUACUUACAUGUGAAGAUUUACACCAGUCUGAACAACCGUAGUAGGGUAGAAGAUGUCAGAGUGGUGGCCCAGUAUGACCCAAUCGAAUACUUCUAA
Messenger RNA from Saccostrea cuccullata (small rock oyster), 363 nucleotides. Its product is annotated as cystatin-A-like. The record is from RefSeq and is a predicted model, not a curated record. The transcript is spliced from 3 exons. The coding region runs from base 1 to 363 and encodes 120 amino acids. NCBI's taxonomy places the organism in Eukaryota, Metazoa, Mollusca, Bivalvia, Ostreida, Ostreidae.